GGGUGGAUGAGGAGGAGCCGGAGACGCCGCGGAGACCGGAGCGAAGACGGGCCGCGCCGGGGAAAGCAGGAGGGCGAAAAUGAAAGCAGGCUGUAGCAUCGUGGAAAAGCCAGAAGGAGGUGGAGGGUAUCAAUUUCCUGAUUGGGCCUAUAAAACAGAGUCAUCCCCGGGCUCCCGGCAGAUCCAGCUGUGGCACUUCAUCCUGGAGCUGCUGCAGAAGGAGGAGUUCCGCCAUGUCAUCGCCUGGCAGCAGGGAGAGUAUGGGGAGUUUGUCAUCAAGGAUCCAGAUGAGGUGGCCCGCCUCUGGGGCCGUAGGAAGUGCAAACCCCAGAUGAAUUAUGACAAGCUGAGCCGGGCCCUCAGAUACUAUUACAACAAGAGGAUCCUUCAUAAGACAAAAGGGAAAAGGUUUACUUAUAAAUUUAACUUCAACAAGCUGGUGAUGCCCAACUACCCAUUCAUCAACAUUCGGUCAAGUGGUGUGGUUCCCCAGAGUGCGCCACCAGUGCCAACCGCCUCUUCCCGGUUCCAUUUCCCACCUCUGGACACACAUUCUCCAACUAGUGAUGUGCAGCCGGGGCGGUUCUCUGCCAGCUCCCUAACUGCUUCUGGCCAGGAGUCGGGUAACAGCACUGAUAGAAAGGCAGAGCUUCCGGAGUUGGAGGAUGGCUCCACCACCGACUGGCGCCGGGGCGUGGAUCUUCUGUCCUCCCGGAGUGCCGUUGGUGGAGGGAUUGGCCAUCAGAAACGCAAGCCCGACAUAAUGCUUCCUCUGUUCACCAGGCCAGGGAUGUACCCUGACCCCCACAGUCCCUUUGCUGUCUCUCCGCUCCCUGGCCGUGGAGGUGUUCUGAACGUUCCCCUCUCACCGGCCCUGUCCCUGACCCCCACCAUCUUCUCCUACAGCCCGUCCCCAGGCCUGAGCCCCUUCACCAGCAGCAGCUGCUUCUCCUUCAACCCUGAGGAAAUGAAACACUACCUUCAUUCUCAAGCCUGCUCCGUGUUCAACUACCAUCUGAGUCCCCGGACAUUUCCCCGUUACCCAGGACUCAUGGUCCCGCCACUGCAGUGCCAAAUGCACCCAGAGGAGUCGGCCCAGUUCUCCAUCAAGCUGCAGCCGCCGCCAGCUGGGCGGAAGAACAGGGAGAGGGUAGAGAGCAGUGAGGAGUCAGCCCCUGUCACUGCUCCCACCAUGGCUCCUGUCCCCCCAAGAAUUAAGGUGGAGCCAGCCUCUGACAAGGAUCCCGAGAGUCUCAGGCAGUUGGUGCGAGAGGAGGAGCGCUCCCAUGGGGAGGGCGCUGUGCCAAGUAGGACCAUAGAUGAGGAGAAGGGCACUGUCUUUGCCCGCCCAGCUGCGCCAGUCUGGCCCUCUCUCUCCAUGAGCACCCCAAGUGAGGAACCCCUGGAGGUGACUGAAGACAGUGAGGACAGGCCCAGCAGAGAACCCAGCGCACCUGAGAAGAAAGAAGAUGCCCUGAUGCCCCCCAAGCUCCGGUUGAAGCGGCGCUGGAAUGAUGACCCUGAAGCUCGAGAGCUGAGAAACGAGCCACAGCGCCCGUCCCGGGGGCUGGGAGGCGGGAAGCCCUGCUGCAGGCUCCUUGGACUUUCCCCUCCUUCACCUGUUUGGAAAGCCAAACCACGGUGUGACUGUGAGUUCACCGGACAGCACGACCCUGGAGAUGUCUGCGUUGUGUCUGCUUCUCUGACCGUUUCCUAAGUCAAGCCUUAACAAUGAACACACUUUCACGUGAUACGGGUCUGUCAACAUAAACCUGUAAAAGGGCACGGACAACUUUUCAGAUGACCCAGGAAUGUUGAAACAUGGUUAAAUUUCGAGCUGGUAUUUAGUCCCCUCGUGACUUCAUGAGGAUGGGGAGCAGAAAGGUGGGAUUUGUGGGAGCUCGGGGCAGAUGUUACCUGGAAGCGCAGAAGGUAGCUGGGUUGCAAGUGGAUGUUUGUCGAGGCUGAAAGCAGAGGUGGAUAGAAGUAGAAGGCAGCCAGAUGCCAGAGCCUGGUAGGAAUGACAGAGUUGCUAUCUGUCCUGUGGUGGUCAUGGUGGUGCCAUUCCUGCCGUACCCAUUCCCCUAGAUUGUUCUCAUUCUCGUGAUCAACUGACCAUCCUACAUGAGACUCCAGUUUACAGUGAGGAGCUGUUUCUCCAUGGGAAAGCCCUUUCCCAUCAGCACAAAGGGACAGGCAGGUAUUGCUCUUGGGUGAAGCAAAAGGGGCCUGGGAGGGGGCAGAGAGAAGCCAUUACCACCCAAGUGUGCGUGCACGCAUCUCUGUGGUAUACAGAGGAGAUGCUGAAGUGGCUCAUAUCUGCCUGACGUAGAGACCAGGAUAGAGUAGAGGGCUUUGUAUCCGAUGGAGGCAAGAAGUGGGCACAGGGGUGGCAUCUAGGAAUUGGAGAGAUCCCCGACUCCACCUUAGCCUAAAUGAAGUCUAUACUGAUAAAUACUCAAGGGUUGUCUUUUACAGGGGGCUGGGGAGUUCUUUUUGAAAGGAGUGCAUGAGUGAGGGCAGAAAAGGUCAGAGCAGGUGAGUGGUUGUUAGGUGGCUUGGGGUGACUUGCAUCCAUCGUGCUCUUGUCUGGCAAGUCCUCCUCAUCCAAUUCAAGUUCCACAUAGUGACUUGUCUUUCCAUAGGGAAGGGAUUGGGAGUGCAGUCCUUGUCACCUCAGGCUCUGGUCAGGCUGCAAAGGGCUCCCUGUUCAGGCUCCUUCUGGUUGGUUGUUUUUGUCCAUUUCUCUCUCUGCACCUCUUACCUCGGAUCAGAAAGCAAGCCCAGGCAGGUGCAGGACAGCUCUCUGCUUGGCGUUGCCCAAUCUAACCAGGGAGGCUGGCCGGUCCCCGUUUGUCCAUGAGAGCCGAGGGCCAGCAUGUGUCAGUAUGAACUCAGGAAUAGAAACUCGAGGCCUUUAAAAUAAGAGGGAGAAAAAUCCGCAAUGCAUACCUGUAACCCCCUGGAACCCAAGUGCCAGAAUUAAUUCCUAGAUGCUGCUUCUGUUUGAACAAAAAGUCACUGCUUUUACACUUGAAAAAACACACUCGAAAAAUGUUCAACUCCAUGAAAACUGUUUUUCGACUUUAAGAACUUAUUUGGUGUUUUUACUGUUUCCUUUGACUGCCAUUCCACCAGUAAAUCAUUGGUUGAUUUGCAUUGCACACUGGGGCUGGGGCAGGGGGUGCAGGGGUCCUUACACAGAGCCAGACUUGGGCUCGCUCAGGAACGGGGCGGGAAUGUGAAAGUCAUUGCGGUUCCUGGGGCACCAGGGUGCGGGGGAGGGGACUUUCUCACCUUCCUGACCUGCUCUUGGCAGCACCUGUCGCCAGCCCGGCACAGAGCCAGGCCUUGCUCAUGCACUUUUCAUCACUGUCCGGUGGCAGGUGGGAAAGGGAGACAAAACCAGACCUGUUUCCUCCCCCCAUUUUUUCCAAAUUUCAAUGUGCCAAAUCUUUAAAACUUUGCAGAUACAAAUCUUGAAAUUUCAUUAAUCAGAACUUGUUCAUGUAAACAGUUUGCUUUUUUGACUAUAGGAAAAACAGUAGAGAUCUCUUAAGAGCAUCCAGCAUGGCUGAGCUCCCCCUUUUUUUUUUGAGGACAGCUAGAAGUGUAAUAGAAACGACUCCCCAGGUCCCUCCAACCCAGUCUUCAAGCUGCACUGCAUUAAACCAGCUCGCUAGCUAACACAGGGAAAUACUGCACCCUAGUCCUCCAUGGGCCAAGAAACUUCCAGAAGCAUUAAAACAUAGUUGAAGUACAUCACUUCUCACCAUGCGGGUAGUCAGUUGGCUAUUUGUCCCUUGUGUUUUAUUUAUUCCAUAAUUAUGUUUGUACUGUUUGUUUUGUAAAGGGUAAUGAAACAUACAUUUUAAUUUUGCUUAAAAAAUUUGACCCAAUCUUUCAAGAACUGUUUAUUUUUCAUUGGGGGGAGGGGAUUAAUCAGUUAAUUUGUUUUGAAAUAUCUGGGUGUUCUUUGAGUUAAAAAAUUGUGAGGCAGGGAUUUGUGAGUGAGACAUUCACAUGUGAAAGAUUACUUCACUAGUUAUCCGCUUCAGCAGAAUAAAGUGUGUAUAUGUACAUAGAUGUAAGUAAUCGACUCCAUUGUGCAGUGCCUUUUAGAUGUUCCACUUUCUAUAAAGUCUUCAGAUUUUUGCAUAUAUAUUAUAUAUAUAUAUAUGAUGUAAUGUUAUAGAAAUAUAUGUAUAAUAUACAUAUUUUUUCCAGGGGUAUCUGAUAGCUCUGUAUUUUGUUAUGGAAGUUGAAAGAAAAAAAGUAUUUUACCUCAGAAAUUAAAGUUAAAUAAAAAAAUACUUUUAAGUAA
Molecule: messenger RNA, 4324 nt
Organism: Nyctereutes procyonoides (raccoon dog)
Lineage: Eukaryota; Metazoa; Chordata; Mammalia; Carnivora; Canidae
Gene: ETV3
Product: ETS variant transcription factor 3
Exons: 7
Coding region: 80-1717 (545 amino acids)
Biological process (GO): regulation of transcription by RNA polymerase II; cell differentiation
Cellular component (GO): nucleus
Molecular function (GO): DNA-binding transcription factor activity, RNA polymerase II-specific; sequence-specific DNA binding
Source: RefSeq, a predicted model, not a curated record